AUGUCCUUGACCUUCACCCAGGGAUUCCUCCUGGGACAGCUCUCGGUGGUUGUCUUUCUAGGAUGUUUCAUCAAGUUCUUCAUCUUCGGUGAAGCGCCAUCGCCGCCCUCGCGAAGAGCAGCUGCUGCCUCUCGCCGAACGCCGACGCCCAAACACGUCCGGACCACGUCCCUGCACGGUCUCGCGUCCUCCAAGACUCCCACGCCUCAGUCGCUGAGGACCAAGGCCAGCGCCACCAAUAUCCUCCGUCCUGUGCCGACCAAUGCCACCGACAUCGCCUCCAUCCUGAGGAAGACAUACUACCAGAUCCCCGGCAAAAGUCAUGGUCACGGUCACGGCGGUCAUGGCAAGCAUCAUCACUCCACGCACCAGCCAGAGAGUCUGGACUGGUUCAACGUCCUGCUUGCUCAGACAAUAGCACAAUAUCGCCAGACGGUCUACAAUUUGCGAGAUGGUUCGGGAGGCUCCUCGGCUAUUCUAGCAAGCCUCGAGGCGACGAUCAAUGAUCCUGAAAAGAGGCCGUCCUACAUAGGCAAGAUCAAGAUUACUGAGAUUUCCAUGGGUGAGGAGUUUCCCAUCUUCAGCAAUGUCCGUGUGAUUGCUGUCGACGACGAUCUUUCGAGUGCCACUGGUGGAAGACUGCAAGCUUUGAUGGAUGUCGAUCUGUCCGACGACAAUCUCACCCUGGCCAUUGAAACCGCACUCAUCCUCAACUACCCCAAACCCUUCUCCGCCGUGCUGCCAGUCGCUCUUGCUGUCUCGGUCGUAAGAUUUUCUGGCACUCUUUCCAUCAGCUUUGUCCCUGCUACAGAGGACGACCCCUCAAGCGAAAACAAGCAUGCUUCCUCGGGUAAGCCCAAGACCAAUCUCGCAUUUUCCUUCCUCCCCGACUAUCGACUCGAUAUUUCUGUUAGAAGCUUGAUCGGAUCCCGCACUCGCUUGCAGGACGUACCAAAAAUUGCUCAGCUGGUGGAAGCACGAGCACAGGCGUGGUUCGAGGAGAGGGUUGUCGAGCCAAGAGUGCAAGUGGUUCCGUUGCCUGGUCUAUGGCCACGGAUGGGCAAAACCAGGGUGAGAGAAGGUCAGGAUGAUGAGCGACCUUCUACUCAGGACGACCGUCGGUCAUCUUCAUUCGUUGAGCAUCGCAAGGAGCCGAAGCCAGAGGACAAUUUCCCAUCUCAAGAAGAAACCGAAAGAAUGUUCGAGGGCCUCAGGUGGCGUACUGCUCAUCAUCGUGCCGACAGUCAAGUCAUCGAACACGAAGAUGAUGCUCAAACUCCUCAACCAUUGCGGGUUAUGCCUGGAGCUCUUCCGGCUUCAUGA
This is a messenger RNA of Cladophialophora psammophila CBS 110553, 1323 nucleotides long. RefSeq lists its product as uncharacterized. The transcript has a single exon. The record is from RefSeq and is a predicted model, not a curated record. Gene Ontology annotation, cellular component: ERMES complex; endoplasmic reticulum. Gene Ontology annotation, biological process: mitochondrion organization; phospholipid transport. The coding region runs from base 1 to 1323 and encodes 440 amino acids. Gene Ontology annotation, molecular function: lipid binding. Lineage: Eukaryota; Fungi; Ascomycota; Eurotiomycetes; Chaetothyriales; Herpotrichiellaceae.